CUCACUGCACUGUUGAUGCAGGUCAAAGUUCUUUUUCUCAUUCUUAUGGAUCUCUGUCGGCGAACUUCUGGGCUGCAACAUCCGUUACCAGUUUCUCAGGUGGGAAGCAGCAACAUUCAGGUUCGGCUGCAUUAUAUUGAUGGGAACUACACUGUACUGCCAGAAGUUGUGGAAGCAUCCCUUGGCCCACACAUGCAGAACAUGCCCCGUCCUCGAGGUACAGAUGCUGCCGGUCUUCUACUACGCGAGCUAGAACUCCACCCUCCAGCAGAGGAGUGGCAUAGACGAAAUAUGUUUGGUGGACUUUCGUCUGAUCCAAAUGAUGUGGGUCCUGCAAAUAAACUUGUUAGUUCAAGUCCACGUGAUUUGAGCUCAUUGGAAAAUUGUGAUGUCUACCAUGGAGCCCAUGCCAUAUGGCCUCGCAAGCGCAGGAUGUCUGAACGAGAAGCCGCUUUUGGGUUGAAUUCUUCCGUUGGUCUGGGAGGAUAUCUUGGUAUAAUGGGAUCACGAAGAGACGUCGUUACUGCAUUAUGGAAGACUGGGCUUGAAGGGGUCUGGUACAAGUGCAUAAGAUGUCUGCGGCAGACCUGUGCUUUCACGUCGCCGGGUUCAACCAACCCUCCUAGUCAAAAUGACCGGGAGAUCUGGUGGAUCAGCCGCUGGACUCAUGGGUGCCCAAUAUGUGGCGGAACGUGGGUCCGAGUUGUAUAGCCGGCUUCAUUUAAAGGCUUCAUUUAAAGUUUGUUAACACACAAGUUUCUCUAAAGUGAAGAAGCAUUGCAUAUAUUUAUGGCUAACUAGAUGUAGAUGGAAUGCUGACUGGAAUUGUAUAUUAGAGAAGUUGUAUAUUUA
Molecule: messenger RNA, 852 nt
Organism: Arachis duranensis
Lineage: Eukaryota; Viridiplantae; Streptophyta; Magnoliopsida; Fabales; Fabaceae
Product: mediator of RNA polymerase II transcription subunit 16
Exons: 3
Coding region: 16-711 (231 amino acids)
Biological process (GO): regulation of DNA-templated transcription
Cellular component (GO): mediator complex
Source: RefSeq, a predicted model, not a curated record